AAAAAAAUUGUUAAAAAAAAGGAGAGAAAUGGAGUAUGAGAGUUUUACUCAUAUAUUUCAUGAACACCCGCUGAGUCUGAUCCCUUUCUCAGCCCAAUUAGGAAGGAAAUACCGCCCUUGGUGUGAUGGUUGUGAUAGACACUUUUUACCUGGAGAUGCAACUUACGGAUGCAGCCUCAGAUGCGGAUUCGAGUGGAUGUUACACAAAGAAUGCAUGGAAAUGCCGCGAGAGAUUAUGCAUCCUAUCCAUCCUUCUCACCCUCUCACACUCCUUCAUUCAGAAGAAAUUUCAAAAUGUGCAGUUUGUGAAGAGACGGUGUUUGGGUUAAGAUACAGAUGUAGCCAAGAGGGUUGUGAUGGAUUGGAGAUCCACUUGGGAUGCGCGGGCUUUCUUACUGAUAAGCAGCCGCUUAUAUACCACCCGAGCCACCUGCAUCAGCUUCGGUUUUCCAAAAAAAUGAUAUUCCACUGCGAUGCUUGUGGCUCCACUCAGAAAGGAGACUCCUACAUCUGCACCAUUUGUGACUAUUGCAUACAUGAGAGCUGCGCACUUCUCCCACCGUCGGCGGACUUCCCUCAUCAUCACCCCAAUCACUCUCUCUCACUCGCAUUUACUCUCCCAUCUGAGUACAUCAAAUAUCAAUUUGAUUGUGCUAUAUGUAGCUUAACUUUACCGUUGAGACGUUGGGUCUAUCAUUGCCGUCUUUGCAGAUAUGUCGCCCAUCUCAAAUGUGUCACCUCCACAUUUGAUAAUGACAAUGAAAAUGCAAAUGCAAUUGAUGGGAAAGAGGCUACCAAGUUUCCAAUAGCAAUAGAAGACAUGUAUGAGGAGAUGAUCAAGCCAUUCGUUGAGCAACAAAAAGAGCAAAUUCUCAUCCCUCGUCAUGAUUGUGACAAUCACAUCAUCAGUGGCAAGUACAAAUUCUCCAAACACCCUCAUCAUCUAACUUUUUCUAUGUUUUCUUCAGCUUCAUCGUCUUCAUCACCAUCAUCACAUGAUCACUACAAAAGAGAUGAAGACGAUGAAGAUGAUUUUGAGAGUGUUCCAAGAUCUGAAUUAACGUGUGAUGGGUGCACAUUGGCUAUACAUGAAAAGAAGCAAACAAAUGGUGAUGGGUAUGAGAGUGGUUACAUGAGUUGUGAUGAAUGCAAAUACUUUCUCCACUUGUCUUGCUUCAACUUACCACUUGAGAUCCCCUAUCUUCCAAUUCAUUCUUUCUCAGAUCACAUUCUAAAGCUUCGAAGUGCUGGCAAGCUAACACGCUGGAUAGAGUGUCAUGUUUGUGAUAGUUAUACAAAUGGGCUCUAUUACCUCUGUACCAUUUGCUAUUUCAGAAUAGACAUCAAGUGUGCUUCUCUACCCAACACCAUAAAACACGCAGCUCAUCAACGACAUAAUUAUCUCAAGCUAGUCUCAGACGAGGAUUUUAUGGGUAUUACUUUAUGUGUUAACUGUAAUAAGUAUGGAUACACACGAAAGGGACACUUUAAAUGCAAUAGCUGUAGAUUCAGUGUGUGUGGUAAAUGUGUGAUGCAACCAGCAAAAAAUAAGCAUAGAUUGGAGAAUCACUUGCUGUCAUUGACAUAUGAUGCAUUUGUAAACCGUCCUGGUGAUUUCUACUGUAGCAACUGUGAAUGCCAAAUGCACCCCAGGAGCUGGAUGUAUCAUUGCCGAGACUGCGAUCAAUCCUUUCAUCCCGAAUGCUUUCCAGCUACGUCAGGUGAGUACAGAAAUAUCAAAUAUGGGGCAGAGCAAUAUGUGAUUUCCAGUAUCCAUGAUCACCCUCUUAGAUUUCAAAUCAUAACCAAUAAAACGAGGUGUGACCUAUGUCAUCGAGAUAGGUAUGAUUGGCCUGGAUUUCAAUGUGUGUCAUGCUUCUUUUUCGUGUGUAAAUCAUGCGGUCUGAAACACAUGGGUGAUGCGGCCAUCUGAUUGCAGCAUAUGUAGAUUGUUGUGUUAUGUUUUGUGCUAAAUGUGUGUUGUUCUUGUAUCUUACAAUAUACUAGUAUUUGAUUAAUAUUGUAUGCAAAAGAUUUGUAA
This is a messenger RNA of Salvia hispanica, 2041 nucleotides long. NCBI's taxonomy places the organism in Eukaryota, Viridiplantae, Streptophyta, Magnoliopsida, Lamiales, Lamiaceae. The record is from RefSeq and is a predicted model, not a curated record.